ACACAAAAUGUUAUGACGUAGCUCACAGCAGCAGGUUGAGAAAUUCCUGAAAUUCUCCGAAUUUUUACAAUUCUCUUUGAUUUACAUGUAAUUACCAGCGUCUUUCGGCACCCCAAUCACUUCAAAGUCCAUAAGGAAUCUUCCAGGCAUAAUAAUUGCAUUUGUUAAGUGUUGCCUGUGAAAAAUAAUCAAAUUUAUUUGUAAAGAAGCAAAACAAGGACUCCAAAUAAACUGAUGUUAAAAAUAUAAACAGUAGAAAACAGCCUUGGCUCCAUGAACAAGUUGCAGACGGCUAUACCAGAUUAUGAUAAUUUACUAAUUUUUCGCAAAUGAAAACAGCUUUAACCUGUUUGAAUAAUAUUUAUUUUUGAAAAACAUUUAAAGAUUGUUUGAAUAUUGAUUCGAUAAAAAUGCCGAUUGCUGUAACUGAUUUAGACAGGCUGAGAAGAUUUUUGUCCCACGGAUCUGACACAGGUGUUCUGAUAAUUGGAAAUGCAAAACCAACCAAAGAAGAUUUAUCAUCAAUUGAUCGGCUGAUUUCAGAGGGCAAAGGAGAAGAAAUUGUCCGAGAAGUAGUUAGAUAUGCCCUUGAAUGCAGAUUUGUUUUGAAGACCAAUAUAUUGUUUGCUUUAGCCUAUUGUUAUAAAGCAAAAGACAACAGUACAAAGACUGCAGCAAGUAAAGCUUUUCCAAACAUCUGUAAGCAUCCUAUAGAUUUGUUCUAUUUUUUGGAAUAUGCCAAAAAGAUGUCAGAUCAACAUAAAGGAUGGGGUAGAUCAUUGAGAAAUCUAGUCAGUAGCUGGUAUAAUGGUAUUGAACCUAAAGAAUUAGUUGAAUUUGUCACAAGAUAUAAGUCAUGUUGUAGAUGGUCCCAUGUUGAUGUUAUUAGACUAGGUCAUGUUCAUCCUUUAAAAGAUGAAACAGCAAUUAUCAUACGUUAUGUUAUGAAAGGUUUAACUGAAGCAACACAAUUGGCUGAAGGCAAAGAUUCCAAGCAGAUAAAAGAAAUAUUGAAAUAUUUGAAGGGUGUUGAUCAAGUUAAACAAUCUAUCAAUGAACAUGAGAUAGGUGUUCAAAUUCGUCAACUCAAUUUAAAACAGGAACAUAUACCAACAAAAUUACAGAAAUCAGUUGAGGUGUGGCAAGCCUUGAUACCAAACCUAACAAUAAAAGAAAUACUCAGUAACAUAGUUAAACUAGCAAGUCUUGGUAUUUUAAAAUCUGAUAAUUAUAUUUUACCUGAUAUACUUGAUAGACUAACUAAUGAACAGGUUAUUAAAGAUUCAGGAGUAUCACCUAUGAAGGUUCUGAUAGCAUUACGAAAUUAUGAACAAGGUAAAGGAAAGAUUAAAUGGCAGAGGAAUGAAUCUGUGGCUAAUGCAUUGAAUUUAACUUUUUCACAUGCUAUAAAGAACAAUAUCAGUGUCACCAAUAAAAGACUACUUAUAGCAGUUAAAAUUGGUCAUGGUUUACCCCAGCAUUCAGUGUAUGGUACCCCUGCAUUAUCUUCAAUGAUAGCUGCAGCAGGACUAGCUACUAUUUAUAUACAGUCAGAGGAUAGUUGUUCUCUAGUUUUUUUCUCUACAACUGUCAUACCAGUAGCCAUUAAAAGUCAGAUGAAAGUAGAAAAUAUCUGUGAAGGAUUAGCUAAAGCAGCUCUUCCAGAAAUUCCCGUAAUGGCUUGUGACGUAUCAGCACCUAUAAGAUGGGCUACAGAUAACAAGAAAUCUUAUGAUGCUAUUAUAAUACUUACUGAUAGUAAAGAUUCCACUGGUACAGUCACACCUCAUAGUGCUUUACUACAAUAUAGAAAAGAUCUGAAUUUACCUAAUACAAAGUUGAUAAUUUGUGGUAUGACAUCAAGAAAAAUGGAGUAUGCUGAUUCCAAUGAUUUGGGAAUGUUAGAUAUUGCUGGGUUUGAUUCCACAGUUCCUGAUAUUAUCUCUAACUUUGUACUUGAUGUGUAGGCAUAGCUAUCAGUGUAUAUGUUAAUUGAAUAAGGAAAGCUAAUCAGAUAGGCAAGUCAGUGUCCAGUUAAAAAGCACUUUGAUGACAAUGAUGAUGGAGAAAAGGACACAGAGAAAGUUACAUUUGCACUGGUCAAAGCUUAAAUAUAGCUUGUGUUGCAUCACCUUUCAAUUAACAAGUUUUUGUUUCUAUUGUUUUCCAAAUCUCCUUCUUUCAUCUUCAAAUCCCGCGUACUUGCUAAUUUAUUCAGUCAUAUACAUGUAUGGUUAGAUUCUCUUUUAUGGAGUAUAACUUCAAGAAAUCCUAUCCUACAAGAUAAGAACAGAAAAGACAACAAUAACACACAUUUCCAUGUUUUAGCUUUUAAUAUUUGUUGGUUUAUUAGUGAAUUUUUUGUUGUUAUGGAUAUAUUUUAAUCCCAAUAAUGUUUUAGUCAAACUAAAUGCUCAUUAAUUUGUUGUGUGUUUGCUUUUUAGCUUACAGAUUUACAUGUGUUUUAAUAGGUUUUGUUUUAAUGUGAUGCUUUUGGGAAACCUAACAGGUUAAAAACGAUUAAUAAGAUAUACAAUACACUUUACAAAUACGAGGAAAGGGUCAACUGAUUAAUUGAAAAUUAAUAAUAAUAUAAUGACAUAUUUACUAGCUAUAUUUUGAAUGAUAUUAUGUAAUAGGUGAUAUAUAUUUUUAUAUGAUUAUUAUAAAAUUCUGAUUCUAUAUGUUCGCCAUAGUUCAGAUUGGUCAGUCAAAUUUUGAAUUUUCCAUCAUAUAAGAAUUAAAUAAUGAACCCGUAUGAAUAUUAUCUAAGUAAAUUGAUGAGACUCCCUCUUUAUAUUUCAACCAAUCGAAAGAUUUACCGUAAAAUUGUGAUAUCUUUUCAUCUUUUUGUAUACCUGUUUAAUUUAUUUUGCAAUAAAACACCUUUUAUCAGCUACAUCU
This is a messenger RNA of Lottia gigantea (owl limpet), 2904 nucleotides long. RefSeq lists its product as hypothetical. Gene Ontology annotation, molecular function: RNA binding. Bases 411 to 1967 code for a protein of 518 amino acids. The record is from RefSeq and is a predicted model, not a curated record. NCBI's taxonomy places the organism in Eukaryota, Metazoa, Mollusca, Gastropoda, Lottiidae. The transcript is spliced from 7 exons. Gene Ontology annotation, cellular component: ribonucleoprotein complex.